This is a messenger RNA of Dreissena polymorpha, 6803 nucleotides long. RefSeq names its product DDB1- and CUL4-associated factor 6-like. Lineage: Eukaryota; Metazoa; Mollusca; Bivalvia; Myida; Dreissenidae. Bases 46 to 3981 code for a protein of 1311 amino acids. The record is from RefSeq and is a predicted model, not a curated record. The transcript has 16 exons. Gene Ontology annotation, cellular component: cytoplasm; Cul4-RING E3 ubiquitin ligase complex. Gene Ontology annotation, biological process: positive regulation of transcription by RNA polymerase II. Gene Ontology annotation, molecular function: protein binding.
UACACAACAACAACUACAACAACAACAAAUGUCAAAACAAGAGAAAUGUUACAACAUUUUAUAAAGCGUGAGAGAGGAGAUUGUGACAUUGUUCAGCUCUAUAAUGUAGCUAAAGGAAAUGUUGACUACCUUCGUCGUAUGAAAUUGGAAAGACGCCUAGACGUACAUACAGGAUGUGUGAACACAAUAUGUUGGAAUGACAAAGGGACGAAUAUUCUGUCAGGUUCCGAUGAUCUACAUCUGGUUGUUUCCAAUCCAUUCAUAGGAAAGGUGUUAACGAAGGUACGUUCAGGUCACCGACAGAACAUCUUCAGUGCCAGGUACCUGCCUAACGGCCUUGACAACGAGACGGUCAGCUGCUCCGGGGACGGGAAAAUAUUCUACACCCGUCUGGAGAGGCAUGAUACAGAGUGUCGUUUUGACUGCCAUUAUGGAACUACGUACAAGGUCCUGGUGAUCCCCAGUGAGGCCUCCACAUUUCUCAGCUGUGGGGAAGAUGGCACGGUCAGGUUCUUUGAUCUGCGGGCAAAAACAUCUUGCAACAAACCUUCAUGCAAAGACGAUGUGUUAAUAUCGUGUCGGAGUGCAGUGACUGCCAUCGUUGCUAACCCAGUGUUGCCAUGGCAACUUGCUGUUGGUUGUUCUGACAGCAAUGUUCGUGUGUACGAUCGUAGAAUGCUGGGAACCAGAGCCACAGGUAAUUACUGUGGUAAGGGAAUCACAGGGUUGCAGUGUGUGUUCACACCUCCGAGUCUGGAGAAGGAAUCGCAUAGAGUGACCUCCCUUAGUUACUCCAAUGAUGGACAGGAAGUUCUGGUGAGCUACUCGUCUGAGUUUCUCUACAUCUUCUCUCCACAAGAUGUUACCCAGGCAAAGUGCUUGAAAAAAGAACUUCCAGAGGAGAAGGUUGUUGCAAAGCAUUCAGCAGACUGUGAUGAUCCCAAGCCAGGCCCCUCAUCGACCCCAGAUGAAGGAGCCGCAGGGUCAGACCCAUGUCCCCAACAUCCACCGGUGAAGAGGCUCCGCCUCCGAGGUGACUGGUCUGACACUGGGCCAGGGGCUAGACCCAUACGGGUACGCUCUGAGGCAUCAGAAAUGGAGGCAACUGCGUCCAGCGUUGAUACAGGACAUGUGGCAUCUGCAGAGCCAGAGUCCAGAUCCUCUGUUAUGAACAGAAUGUCAGACCUGCUGACCCGUUGGCUUCACACGAACAUGAGACAGGGCCGGGCAACGUCUGAAAACUCUGAACUUCCGGAAUUAGUGGCAAGUAACCUCACUGAAUCAGUGGCUAGUAACCUCCCGGAAUCAGUGGCUAGUAACCUCUCUGAAUCAGUGGAAAGCAACACAUCUUGUUCUGCUUAUGAUGCCCCAACAUCAGAGAAUUCAGUGGCUGCUGCAACAACAACUGCGAUAGAACCUAUUGGAGGCGCCCAACAUUCAACAGAUGGUCCACUUGUUGGGGAUGAUGUGUCUGUAGCUAAUGCUAAACUUUCGAUAGAUGGUCAACUAACUGUUGAAAAUCCACCUAUAUUAGAUAGAACACUUAUGACAGCUGCUCAGGUCUCUAAAGAAAACUUAUCUGCAACUAGUACCACACCUUCAGAUGGCGCAUUGAAUCCAGACGACCUCUCAACAAUAGUCAGCUCCAAUAUUACCGAAGAUCAACUGACUUCAGAAUGCCUGCCAUCAAUAAGCGACCCAAUCACUACUGGAAGGUCACCCACAACCGAAUAUUCACAAGCUACAGUCAGUCCUUUGUGUAUGGAAAACACAUCAUCCAUCAGCAGCCAGCGGUACCCUAGUAAACCUCCUUUUGCUCCUUUCAAUGCAAAUCGUGAACUAAGUGUAAAUCCUUGUCUGCUUCCUCUGAAGACAGACAAUUCCAAUGAAGGUGCUGCCAAUGAUAUUACUGGUAUUGAAAUUCAGCAUGGCAUGGAGCAAUCACUACUUGGCAAUAAUUUGCUGCCGGAACCCUCAGAAAUGUUGGAAAUUGUCGACCCAGCUACAACGAACAAUGAAAUGUCAGAGUCAUUAAAGCACUCAUGUUUAGCUACUGUGAAAGCUGUUAGUACUGAUCAGCUUUGCACAGGACCGCUAGACAUGGAUGUGUUUGACUGCAGUCCGGAGUCACUUUGUUCAAAAUCGGAUGAAUCUCAAAGCUCUGUGGUGAACAAAUUGGGUGAAAUUGCAAUGGAUGACAACGACGAAAAUAGCAGAAAUUGUUUCUUAAAUAGUUACAGAAAAGACAAUGAAGUGGAAAAUGUUAGGUCUCAAACUGGUCUGUCUUUCAAUUCACCAGAGUUUGGAUUUGAUGAAGGGAGUCAGAAUAUGUAUAAUCCUUUGCAGCCUACGUCCUAUCAUGAACCUAAAAGUCAUGAACUUGAAUACUUGAACCCUUCAAUGCCAUCACAAAGAGAAAGUUCAAGUGAACUGAUGCAGUCACCGACUGCACUGAAGGAAUCCUCAGAAAUAGCUGAAGCCCGCAGUGAAAGCAUUGAUAUAAGAAAUUCAGUUUCAGCCGCUGUGCAGUCGUUGAGAGAAAGGAAUCUUGAGCCAGUUGUGUGUCUGCAUUUCUCCACUGAAGGAACCACUGCUGGCAUGAUCCGAGUAGGUUUUACACAGGUGCAAAGCUCUGAUGAUGAAAUAAUGUCGGAAAGUGUUGUUCAAGGUGAGAGAUCUGACGAUCCUAUUGCGAACAUGGAAGAUGUUGAACAUUUGAGAUCUGAUGAAAACUUGAGAUCUAAAAAUGAGCCUUGUUUGAGGGUAGAAAAUGCUCAGGUUUCGGGGGAAUUUUCAUCACAUAAGGCAGAAACAAAUACAUUUUUGAUUGGACCUAACCUUGGUGUAAAUAAUGAACAAAUACAGAGAAAUGUGAAUUCUGAAAGGAGAUUAGAUGAAGAUUCAGAUGGGGCAAGUGCAAUAAAAGUGGAGGUUGGCACCACUGGCUUUCAACCAUUCUUGCCAGAAACUUUACCAGUAGGCCAUGAACAAGCUUUCUGUGAUUCUGAACAUUCAAAAGUCGUUACUAGCAGUACUGGUGAACUUUCUGAACAAUCUUGUAACAUGGACUGUGAUUCUUCUGUCAAUGACAGCAGUAAUGAUGUGCCUACAAGUAAUCAAGUUUUAGCUGGAAAUGGGUCUGAACAGCGUGUUACUGAUUAUGCAAUCAACACAGAAAUGGAGGUAUCAGCAUCUGCUGCCAGUAGUUCUGAAGAUUUGUCCUUACCAAGAACCCAUGCUACAUCAGAAACAUCAGGUUCCUCUGGGGCUGCUGUGAGACACCGUCGUAUAGGCCAUAGUGGGCCACCUACCGGGCACUUUCAGCUCCAUGAUGAUGAUGACAGCGACAGUGGUAGUGAGGAUAAUGCGGAUGGCAAUGAUGGGGUUGGGCAAGAUGAAGCUACUCGAAGGCGCGAUCAGGAGAGAACAAGUGCGGCAUUGAAGCUGCAGGCGUUUCACCGCCUCCGUCAGAAGGCUCGGGAAAAGAAGGAGCUGGAGACGUGGAACAUGCUGCGACCUCGGGUCAUACAGAGGUUCAAAGGUCACAGGAACGCCAGGACUAUGAUCAAGGAGGCCAACUUCUGGGGCACUGACCAUGUGAUGAGUGGGUCUGACUGUGGCCAUGUGUUCGUGUGGGAUCGCCACACGGCCCGCGUCGUCAUGUUGUUGGAGGCAGACAAGCAUGUUGUCAACUGCAUUCAACCUCACCCGUAUGAUCCAGUACUUGCCACUAGUGGUAUUGAUUAUGAUAUCAAGAUCUGGUCCCCACUCCAUGAACAACCAUGCUUCGAUGAACAGUCUGCAGAUGAGGUGGUGGCAAUGAAUGCGGUGAUGCUGGAGGAGACUCGAGACACCAUCACUGUGCCCGCCUCCUUCAUGCUGAGAGUGCUGGCCUCCAUCAACAGCAUCAGAUCCGGUCGCAGAAGUGCAGAGAGAAACAGGAAUGUUGAAGACAUGCAGGAGCAAGAGGAUCAACCUUGACCUUGAGAUGAUGGUCAUUGUAUCCAUAGUUACCAAGAAAUCAAGGUCAUUUUGUCCAUAGCAACAGAUUCAACAAGGCUCUGUAUUCAUAGUAACCAUUAUUCAAGGUCACUAUCUUAUUAUCUGCAAUUUAAACAAGGUCACGGUAUCCUAUGCAUAAAAAACAAGGUAACCGUAUUGUACUUAUAGCAGAGCUUAGGUCACAUGAUUCAGGUAUGCUGAUCAUAAGGGCAUUUUUGAAGUAUUUUAGGUUUAUCUUAGAAUAUUUGCACAUAAUGAAAAUUAAAUACAUACUAUUGUCUAUUUGAGGAUAUGAAUACUUAUGGGAGAGCUUAGGUCACAUGAAAACAUAGUGAUUGAGGUCAUGAGCGUUAACAUGUAUGCUGUUCAAAAGGGGUAUUUUUAGGUGUUUUAGGUUUAUCUUAGAAUAUUUGCACAUACCGGUAAUGAGAAUAAAAUAAAGUGUUGUUUAUUUGAAGAUAUGAAUACAUAUACAAAUCUAUUGAUAGAAAAACACACAUUAGUGAAUAAUUAAGCCCAGAUUAAAUAAAAGAUAAGAAUGAAGUUCUAAGUACAUAUAGUGUAUAUUGGGAUUGUAUUUAGGGCUUGUUGGAAGGUCAAGGUCACUGUUACUUUAAUAGCAAAACAGUAUCCGAUCAAUAACUUGAGUUUAGAUGAAGAUAUUUCACUGAAAUUUUGUGUGAGGUAGCUUAAGUAAAGAUCGAGCUUGGGAUUGCUUUUGGUGUCAGUCAGGUAAAGGUCAAGGUCACUGCUUCUAAAAAUAGCAACACGGCAAACAGGUGGUUUCCUUUCUAUAAAUUAAUUCUGCAUUGACCCAUCUUGAUUAACUGUAAUGGAGACUUAGCUUUAAAUAGUAUUUUCCGGCUUGUCUGGUAAAGGUCAAGGUCACUGUUGCUAAAAAUAUUGUUUAAAGUGUCAUAUGCUGAGCUAGAGGUAUUGCACUGACAUUUUAUAUGCAGGUUGCUUGAAUACAGACUAAGCAUGGGUGUUCACUAGAGGCAAGUCCUGAAAGGUCAAAGUCAUUGUUUCUUACAAAAUAAAUAUUUCUACUCAUAUACUUAGUGCUUAAUUUGUGUAUAUUGGUGGUUAUAUGUAUACCUGGCUUGGAAUUCAAUCUGGAUCAAGGUAAAUGUAUUUAUAAAAAAGAGUGUUUCAGGUCAACAGCUUGAGUUUUUAUGUGGUUGUUGUUCUGAAGUGUUGUGUUUUUGUAGCUUUCAUGCAGACCUAGCUUGGGGGUGCAUUUUGGUCGAGUACAAAAAGGUCAUAGUUACUCAAAAUAAUUUAUCUGUUUUCGUCUCAAUAUCUUGAGUGUGGAUCAAGAUGAUGUGAUGAUAUAAUGUUUGAAGGUAAAUUAGUAGACAUAUUUACCCUCCCUUGGUGGAGAGUUUUUUUCAAUAAAAAACAAAUAACUGCGCUAUAAAAAAUAUUUGAUAUUUUAUGAUAGAAAUGCAUUCUACUAAAUCUUGUUCAUGUAAAUUAAAUAUAGAAUCCUUAUAUCAUGAAAACUCAGAAAAGAAUGCUGUUCAAUACUAUUCUAAUGUCAAAAUGUAAAGAUAUAAAGGGCUCAACAAACCUGACCUUAAAGGUUAUUAUAUUAAUUUGUUUUUAUGAAUGCAAAAUUUGUUAAACACUAUGUAUCACUUAUCUUAGCCAUUAUUGCACGCCUUUCUCAUAAUUGUAAUAAACCUUGCUCUGAACAAUUAGGGCUUAAUACAUACACUUAAAAUGUUUUCCCUGAUUAGCAAGUGCAGUCCCCACAAACUAAUCUGGGACAUCACUUAACCCUUUGCAUGCUGGGAAAUUUGUCUUCUGCUAAAAUGUUGUCUGCUGAAUUUAUAAAAUUAUCAUUUUCUUCGAUUUUUUUCAAAGAAUACAAUCAGAAUAGCAAACAGUUUGGAUCCUGAUGAGACACCACGUUCUGUGGCGUCUCAUCUGGAUCCAAACUGUUUGCAAAGGCCUUUAAAAUUUGGUUCCAGCACUUAAAGAGUUAACGCCAAUGCAUUAAGCCCUGUUUUCUCAGAGCGAGGCUUUAAUUCAUUUAUAAGAUGUAAACAAAAAAAGAGAAGUAAGCUCAUAGAAGCUCCUUUUCGCCGACUUGUUUUGAGAGUUAAGUUUUUUUAUGUAUGUUUUUAUGGUAUAUGCAGCUUUUCAAAUAAUGGAUUGUUUAAAUGUGAAUCAACCACUGUGUUGAUUGCAAACUGGUUCUGUAUUUUGUCGUAAUCUAUUGUCUGUCUUAAAAACAUUUUUUGUGAAUCUGCUUUUUAUAUUUUGAGGUGUUUGAUUACAUUAUAAGCUCGGCUGUUUUCGGACAGUACCUGAGGUUUUGUCAUAGCCAGCUCUUCGUGUCGUCUGCCGGCGUCAUGCUAAAACCUUGACAUUUUGAUCUAAAAUCAAAGUGCUUCCACCUACAACUUUGAAACUUCAUAUGUAAAUGCACCUUGAUGAGCUCUACACGCCACACCCAUUUUUGGGUCCCUAGGUCAAAGGUCAAGGUCACUGUGACCUCUAAAAAAAAAUCUGACAAGCUUUCGCAGCCGAGCGUGGCACCCGUUAUGCGCUGCUCUUGUUUUACAUAUAUCAUAGUGUUCAUAUCAGAUAUAGAAAUAUUAUAUACCAUUUUCAUUAUCAACACAGCAUCUGUUUACAGUCUUUUUGAGUUAUAUUUAUUGUUUAUUUAAGGGUGUAUGUUAUUCAAUGAAUUGAUUGAUUUGUGACUUGAGAUUAGUUUUAAUUUACUAGUAUAAGGUUUGUUUAUGGCUUGUUUUACAUAAAAUCGUGAUUCAAUUACAAAUGAAAAUAUU